GAGCCGCGCGGUUCCGACGCGGCUCCUUCUCUAACAUGAGCGGGUCCCUGCCGCGCAGAGCGCGCGUAGCCCGGCAGCGCCUAGUGGAUUACAGCAGCCGCCCCGGCCGACCGCCGCCUCCAGCUCGGCACCUCCGGUUCGGGACCGUGAGAAACCGCCGCUGUAAGUACCUUCCCGUUUCUUCCGAAUCGAGAAGGGGCGGUAUUGAUAACUGGGGUGGUAGGGGCGAAGGGCCGCGCCAGAGGAGUGGGCGGGUGGAAGAGCAGUCCUGCCUCCCCAGGCCUGACUGUGAGAGGGGAGCUCGAGCUGGAGGUGGAGGAUCUAAGUUGGACUCUUGGAAAAAUUUUCUGGGGCCUGGUUUACAGUCACCUAAAGUAAGGGAACGGGCCGCGGCCUCUCGCCCUUGUCUCCUUGGACCUCCCUGGACUUUCCCGGCCUUCCCAGACCUCCCCAGCUCGCACAGGUGCAGCUCCGCCGCAGCGAACGCGUCUGUGAAGAGCUUGCAGCUAAUUAGCAGCCCGCCCUAUUAACAAGUCGCGGCGAGCAUCGCUUUCUGCUCGAAUCAACCUGCUGAACACCCAGGCAGCGCGAUCCCCCUUUGCCGCCCAACCCAGCUCAACCCGGUUCAGCCUGGCCCAACCUUCUCUAGUUUUUUGUAAAAAGAAAACAAACAAACAAACAAAAAACCCGCAACCCUCUGUGGCUGCGGGUGUGUGGGGUUGGCCGGCUUCCGGGAAGGGCUGCGAAUUCUGAGCUUUACGUGGAAGUCCCUCCUCCCCCCUCCCUAGGCCCCAGCCCCAGCCGCGGCGGUUUAGGCCCUGGGUUGGGGAACUGCGGCCGAGCGAGGAGGGAGGGAGGGAUACGGCCCUUCUAGUUCACCUCUGCUUCUCUAUAACUGCAAUUUGAGAAUUUCUGCGCCUGAGCCGCUAGCGUUGCAGGCAGACGUGGCGGGGGGGGGUGCGGGGGGGGCAGAGAUUCUUGGGGUCUUGGGCUUGGAAGUUUGGAUCUUUCUGAGUUGCAUAUGCCGCAGAAGACAGGUACAUUUCUGAGGAGGCCUGUGAAAUCUCCAGGAAGGCUCUCUCAUUAAGAUGAUGGUAGUGGGGAGAGAAUCAAGGAAAGACCAGGGGCCCCUCCCUCAUGCAAAACGGAGCUGAUUUUAUUUUCAUAGGAGAUGGAAUGUGCGAAGAUGUUAGGAACCAGGCACCCUCCCUCCCUGGUGAGACAUCCUCUCUCUAGGGUCCGGGAAGCUAAGGCUUGGCUCUGGGCCAGGUUUCUGCCCUCCAGGCUGGGCAGCCUAAUCGACUCGCUGGGGGCUGUGCCAACACCCCAGGAGUGGAGGUUCCGCCCAGUACAUAGUUCACCUCUAUGAAUCAGGCUGUCUCAAGUGAAACAGGGCUCAGGGCUCCAGGCUGGAAAAUCCGGUGUCCCCAGGAACUCCUGGUCUUGCCUUCUUCCUGAAGCUGCCCUGGCUCUGGGUGCUUAUCUCUGUGGAUGCUCCUUGCUUGCAAACCCACGAUCAGCACCCUGUAGCUGAACACAGCACAAAAAGCCGGAGACAUCAAAAGCAUUUGUAUGGGCAGUUGGGCGGGAGGUGAAUAUUUAAUGCUUUUGUUCAUCAAUAACUCAUUGGCUUUGACCUGUCUGAACAAGUUGAGCAAUAAGGUGAAAUGCAGGUCACAGCGUCUAACAAAUAUGAAAAUGUGUAUGUACCCUCACCCGGCUCCCCACCUGUCCCAGCAGCCUCCUCCAAUUUGUCUGGAUAAAGCCUAGGCCCAAGGUCCCCAGGAAGGCAGGUGUGUGGGAGCUCUUGGCAUUAGAGGAAGUUGGGGGGAGCCCCCCUGGGACAAGGGGGCUGGGUGUGGGGCAGCCUCAGAGCUCUUGUUAGAAUUGGCACCCAGGAUAUCCCUACAAAAUAGCCAAAGCACUGGACCCAGAGGAUGGCGGUGGGGGAGUGAGCAGGGAGCGUGCACAGUGCAGAGUAGGAGAAGCCAGCCAAUUUUGCCAGGCAGAGGGGGGCUCCACCGCACCAGGCCCAGGUUGGGGCUUGAAAAUAAUUUUUGAAUCAUGAGGGUAAAAUCAAAACAAUCAAAAAAAUUUAAACACCUCUAGCCUACAGUCAGGGAUCCAAAAGCCCCACCCGAGCCCGGGCAUCCCUCUGCCUCUGAAACCCAUUCGGGCCCUGAGUGCUCUUGGUGCCCUGAAGCGAGGGGUGAGCCCUGGACUGCGCUGGGGCGGGCACAACUCGUGAACUUUUGUACUCUUGUGUGCUGCUGUCGGCAAAGCAAAAAUAAUGAAACUUUGUGAUAUGUUUGUAAAUGAUUUCGAGUGACCCCUUGCCCUGCCCUUCACCAUUAGUGCGCCGGCCCCAGCCCAGGGCAGCUCGGUGCCUGCAAGCGGCGCCUGCCUCGGGGUCUGCAGCAGCAGCCGGACGGAGAGGCCAGCCGGGCUCAGGGCCCUGGAAGGUAAAUGCGCGACUUCUUGGAGAACUAGCUUUGUCAGCCAACCUGGCUUGCCCUGACAGUGGGCAGAAGAAUGAGCAGAGGAUAUUCCCUCUUGCCUCUUUUUCUUCUGCCAUUGAGGGCAUUUGCUCCUUUCUGGAAAAUACCACUUGCUAAGGGAGUGGGGGUUAUGUGGAUCCGGAGAGGGGGGUAAUAAAGCCGCCAUUUCUGGGAUGGAUUAUUUUUCUUCUUUUCUUUCUUUCUUAAGAAGACUGUCCUGACUCCUUGGCUGCUUGGUAACCCCGGCCCUGGUACAAGGAUGGGGAACUCGUUGCUGCAAAUUGCCACCAGGCGCUUCAGGCUACCUGAACCAUCUCUGAAAGGCAGGGUGGCCGCGUUGGGCUGGUGGCGGCUCCGAGGAAGAGGCGGGGGCUGGCAACGGCCUGGGUACUCGCUCUGGGUGGAACCCGGAGGUAGUAACGUUGUCUAUAUAUACCCUGUAGAACCGAAUUUGUGUGGUAUCCACGUAGUCACAGAUUCGAUUCUAGGGGAAUAUAUGGUCGAUGCAAAAACUUCACAUUUCUCCACAAUAGCCAGAAUUAGAACUGGAGGCCAGAGGCAGCCGGCGGGACAGUCGCCUCUUUCUGUUUUAUUACCUUGGACUCCAGGUGGAUCGUCUGAGCCUGGUGACAUAGAGCAGCCUUUUCCUGGAGAAGCUCCUCACCUUUAAACAGGGCCCCCUGUGUAAAACCCUAAUUGGUUGCGUGAAUGCAGGGCCAGAGGGUUAGGUUUGGGGGCACUGGGGAGCAAGGUGGGAGUCCAGGUCACCCCAGCCCCAGGUCUGCCCUCCAGGGGCAUAAAGUUGGAGGGUGCUCAAUGAAGGGCCUCAUUGGCCGUUACUGCCAUGUGAGAAGAAGGUGAGCUGGGCAGAAGGAGUUUAGGGUCCUUUGGGGUCCAUUUGGGUGAGCUGGGGGUGCCCUCACCACCUUCCUGGGCUACCCUUCAGCUGCCCUGGCUAGAGCAGCACGGGGGCUUCUUGCCAUACCAGCAAGGGCCAAGAUUUGGCUGGAAACACCCCGGCCUCGAAGAAAGCUUGGCAGUUACUCAUUGCCUAAUUUGAUUCAGGCCAGCCAGAUUGUAGUAACUUUUGGGUGACCCUGAUGAAGACAAAGCCGGGAUUCGGCCUUUGUAUGGCAGAGUCCCCGCUCCGCAGGCUGGGCGGGCGGGAGUCCUGCCUGCCUGGGGUUCUCUGCCCAACUCAGAAGCCACCUCUUCCGCCCACUUUUUGAUGCCAUGCACCCUGACAGAUAUGAGGAUUCAUUCCCGCUUGAACUGUGCCCAUUUUGGGGGGCUGAUUACAGGCGGGGUGAGUGGCAGGGGCACUGGAGGUUAGCAAAGUCAGUGGCAGACAAAAGCUGGGGUUACCUGUGGGGAAUGAGGAUGCUGGGAUUAGAACUACUUUAACAUCUGGCGGGGGCCCUCAAAUGUGCCACGGCAAGUCACUUGAUUACACGUAUGUUAUUUAGUUAAAUUUGUGAAAAUUAUGAGAUGCUCACCAACCCGGUGAUAAACUCACUCCCUCGCUAUUGGCUGGUCUGGUCACAUGGCCGCCAACUUUAUUCAGUUGACAGCAAGUAGGAGGGCCCUAUGGAAGGAGAAAAAAAGACAACACGAGAAAAAUUAGUAUUUUCUACCUUCUGAAAUUAAUGGCCAUGAGUUCGUAUAUGGUGAACUCCAAGUAUGUGGACCCCAAGUUUCCUCCGUGCGAGGAAUAUUUGCAGGGUGGCUACCUAGGCGAGCAGGGCGCUGACUACUACGGCGGCGGCGCGCAGGGGGCCGACUUCCAGCCCCCGGGGCUCUACCCACGGCCCGACUUCGGUGAGCAGACCUUCGGAGGCGGCGGCCCCGGGCCUGGCUCGGCACUGCCCACGCGGGGUCACGGGCAAGAACCCGGCGGCCCCAGCGGCCACUACGGUGCCCCGGGAGAGCCGUGCCCCGCGCCCCCGCCCCUGCCCGGCUCCCGGGCCUGCAGCCAGCCGGGCGGCCCCAAGCAGCCGCCCCCUGGGACGGCCCUCAAGCAGCCGGCCGUGGUCUACCCGUGGAUGAAGAAGGUGCACGUGAAUUCCGUGAACCCCAACUACACCGGCGGGGAGCCCAAGAGGUCCCGGACGGCCUACACCCGGCAGCAAGUUCUAGAACUGGAAAAGGAAUUUCAUUUUAACAGGUAUCUGACGCGGCGCCGUCGGAUUGAAAUCGCUCACACCCUGUGUCUUUCCGAGCGCCAGAUCAAGAUCUGGUUCCAGAACCGGAGGAUGAAGUGGAAAAAAGAUCACAAGCUGCCCAACACGAAAGGCAGGUCCUCGUCGUCGUCGUCUUCAUCCUCCUCCUCCUCUUGCUCCUCCUCAGCUGCCCCUGGCCAGCAUUUGCAGCCGCUGGCCAAGGACCACCACACGGACCUGACGACCUUAUAGAAGUGGGGACCCUGGGCCCAUCCCUCCCUGAGCUCCCGGCUGAGCCGAAGCUGUGGGGGCAGGCCGGGCCUGCUGUCACCUCCCUGGGCUCUAAGGUACUGUAGGGUGGACCUGGGACAGGCAGGCCUAACCUCGGACUAGGUUAGCACCCUGCCCGAGGGUAGCCCCCUCCCUGGAGCGGGGAUGGGGGUCGGGGGGGUGGUGGGAUUCUCUCUCUAAGUAUAUUAUCAAAUGGCAGGAGCUACUGGGAACAUAAAACCUUGGCGAGUCAUUAAACUCCUGAAAAUCUCCGCUGUUGGAUUUUGAAUUUGCAAAUGAAGGUUGGAUGCUUUAUCCCAGUGUGAAUUUGAACAUCCUCCCCGCCCCCCCACCCCUCCAGGGAUCUUUGUGGUUUCAUAAUGUGGGCGUGUUGAAUCAGAAGGCUGGCCACCCUUGCGCUAGGUGCUUUCAGUGGAAGCAGGAGGGCUGGGCCAGGAUUUCUGAACUUUCUGGGUUGUCUGUAUAAUUUCCAGUGUGAAAAAAAAUUUUUUUUGCUCCCAGUGGCCCCAUGCCCAAAGAAAUGAGUCUAAGAAGGAAGUGCAAACGGGUUGUUGUAUGUUUAGAUUAUAUUUGCUUAAGUAUUUAUUUGUUGGGGAAUUGGGGUGCAGAAAUAACUGACAUCUUAUUGCCAAAAAACUUACCAUGGUGAAAGGGGCUGGGUUUCAGGGAGCAGAAUCAAGAGAUGCGUGGACUUACUUCUGGCUGUAACCGGCAUUUUGAACUCCACCCCCUCCCCACUCCCCGGAAAUGUGUGUAGGGGGCCCUUAACCCUUCUAGAGGGAAGCAAAGGAUCCACUCAAAGUUGAGUUCCUGAAAAUAUAUUUCCACAUGUGCUUUUCUCAGCACUGUGCUUACAACCAGUUCUGGGUGAUUAAAGGAAAGGGAAAAAAGAAAGAAACAAAUGGUCCAACAUUUUCCUUCUGGGGAAAGAAAACAAAACCUCUGUGUUCUGGGUCAUUAGAUAAUGACUGAAUUUUCUGUUCCAACUGGAUUCCAAAUGUCCCCAAAUACCCCAUAUAGCAGUAUUUUAUAAGCAUUGGUGUAUGGCCUGCCUAUAUGAAAGAGGGAAUGUGCAUUGGGGAGAAAGUGGGAAGGUGAGGAAGUCUUGCUGUAAAAAAUGAAAGAAAAACUAAUUGAAUCUAGAAGUCCACAAAAGUUGGUCUUAGGGUUUUUUCCCUAAGUUUUAAUUUUUUAAAAAACAAAUCUAAGGAAGUUUUCCUCAACCCAUUAAUUAGCAGAAUUUGUGAAAGUAUAAAAGUUUUCAGGCCCUCUCCUCUCCCUUGCCUUGAGAAUAGUGGUUUAAAAACAAUCGCUCUCAAACAACAGGAGAGAUGUUCUUUAGUCAUUUUUCUUAUGCCUUGCCUGGGAAGGGUUCAAAGCUCACUUUUCUAAAAUGUUGACCCUUAAGGAUAAGGGAAAGAGUCAAAGGUAAUGGCCAGAGUUCAUAGACUCAAAUGAAACAAGGCUUCAGAAAUUUAAACCGCAAAGCCUCGGGCUCCAAAAAGAAACCCCUGGUUGUAGCUACCGAAAAGUCACAAAAGUGGGGAGGGAGAGGGGGUGAGCUUGAAAAGGAGAUUCAGAAUUGGGGCUAUUUUUUCAGUGCUUGAGAACACUUUAGAAGAUUUCAGAGGUAAUUUUUAAAAUAUAUUUAAGUGUAGGGGGAAAAAGACUUUCUCUACAGGCAUGUUCUUUGGUUCUGUGUCUCCUGAGAGCUGAGGGCAGGUAUUCACUGGAGUCCCUAGGCUGAAAUUCCACUUCUCUAAAGUGUCUUCCAAGCCUUGCUCUUUUGUAUUAGACCCUAGGGACAGCUCUUUGUUCCUCCUUGGGGUGAGCCUGGCUCUCAGACUUGCACAUGGCAAUACUUGAAUAUCGCCACGUCGGGAUAUUAAAGAUGGAUAUUCCUGCAUUAUUCGCAUCAUUGUUUCUAUGACAAAAAGCACAGAGUUCAUACAUAGUCAAGACGUCUUUUUUCUGAUGCCCUCACGUUGAGAAGCUGAAAAGGUAUUUUACUGAAGUUCGGCUAAAUUACAGAAUCAGGUUCAUCCAGAGGACAAAUUUUCUAUUCGAUUAGCUGUAUUUCAGCCAGGAGGACUGACCUCUAAACCCUUAACCUUUUGGACUCUAACUACCCUUCUCUUCUUUUUUUCCCCCUCGAACAUGGAGAGCAGUCUUUGGAUGUAGGAUUUGAAAAGGGCCGCUAUCCUUAGGCAAGUUGGAAAGUUGCUCAGAUUCUUUCCUAAAACCCGAAUCUGUGAAUACAUUGAACCUUCUCCUUGGGAGGGGGUAGUAUAUAUUUUCACAACAUCCAACUACAUAUGUAUUGCAAAGAUUAUUAUAUAGAUUUCCCCCUUCCCAGAAGUUCAGGUUACUCACUCCAGCUUCAGACCAAAUGCCAAACUACUUAACUGCCUUCACCCCUGCCCCAGAGGAAAGCCAAGAGGCAUGUUUUGAUGAAGAAAACCCAAGGUUCUUCUUAAAAAUAGCCCCACUACUUUGGAAAGUAACUUAAUCAGAGAAACAACUUGUUUGUUUAUAAGUCUCACUUCUCCUUCUCCUCUUCUAGGGAUUGUCUUUUGAAAUGUUAAUGGAGCCUGGAUGGCCCAGAGGGCGGCCCUCAACCCUGAGGUCCCAAUCGGACCCCAGCGUCCAUUUGGGCCCACAGGAGUGGGGCAGGGAAGAAGCAGGGCCCCCCAGUCACCUACGGCAGGGAAGGAAAUGAGUUUCCAUCUGGGAACGUACUCUGGAGAAACCUAGAUGUAGGAAGCCUCAGUGCCCAUUUGCUUUUAUUUGUUUCCAGUUUGUUCCCCCAAAUAUGAGCCAGAAGUGUUUGUUUUGAGUUUUUUCAAUGGUAUGUUGGGGUCGUGACUGGGGGGAGUGAAGUGUUUGGCGAGGACAUUGCUCCUCAGACUCCCAUCUCACUUUGUCCAUUGCAGCCUUUUGUUGGGCGAUGACAUUGUCAGUCAGCCCCAUGGUGUCUGUUCACACAAGAUGCUUUUUUAAUAGAAUUGACCAAUGUUCUGCUGCCACUGAUUAAAGUAUUAUUUAUACUAAUUGUUGCCUGUAGUUUUGAUGUAAUUCAUUGAUCUAUAUUUGAAAUAAUAAAAGGUGUAGCGAAAUCUCC
Orcinus orca (killer whale) is the source of this 8069-nucleotide messenger RNA. It is a transcript of the gene HOXD4, whose product is annotated as homeobox D4. Gene Ontology annotation, biological process: anterior/posterior pattern specification; embryonic skeletal system morphogenesis; regulation of transcription by RNA polymerase II. The record is from RefSeq and is a predicted model, not a curated record. Gene Ontology annotation, molecular function: DNA-binding transcription factor activity, RNA polymerase II-specific; RNA polymerase II cis-regulatory region sequence-specific DNA binding. Bases 4145 to 4909 code for a protein of 254 amino acids. Gene Ontology annotation, cellular component: nucleus. NCBI's taxonomy places the organism in Eukaryota, Metazoa, Chordata, Mammalia, Artiodactyla, Delphinidae. The transcript has 3 exons.